Aspergillus bombycis is the source of this 1356-nucleotide messenger RNA. Its product is annotated as putative TRAF-like signal transducer. Bases 1 to 1356 code for a protein of 451 amino acids. Gene Ontology annotation, molecular function: zinc ion binding. The record is from RefSeq and is a predicted model, not a curated record. Lineage: Eukaryota; Fungi; Ascomycota; Eurotiomycetes; Eurotiales; Aspergillaceae. The transcript has 2 exons.
AUGAAUAUCGACGAGUUUCUUGCGAUGGAGCCGAGCAGCGACCUUGACGAGAUUGUCGACCUCCGCUCCUUGGACUAUGUUUCCCGGUAUGACGAUCAUCUCAUGUGUGCAAUAUGCCACUGUCCAUACAUACGCCCAGUGAGAUUGCAAUGUGACCAUGUAUUCUGUCAGAAAUGUCUGAACACUGCUAUCACCACCUUUGCCACCGGUCGAGACGAAUUCAAAUGCCCUACCUGUCGAGCGCCAGCAAAGGGGGUUUACCUUAACGUCCCUCGGUUCUUGGUCAAUAUGUGCGACGAUAUACGGGUAAAGUGCCCUUUUGAGGUUGAAGGUUGCAAGGAGAUCGUUCCAAGAGGCCAUAUUCAGUCCCAUGUCGACAAAUAUUGCGGCUACAGACUUCUGGAUUGUCCCAAUGUCUUCUGUACGAAGAAAACUCGAAAGAAGGACCUGAGCGCAGAAAACAAAUGCAUGCAUGAGCUUCAUAAAUGCUCACGCUGUGAUGAGGAGAUCAUGGAACAAGAUUAUCAGGAGCAUGUUCAGGAACUAUGCCCGAGCUUGAAAACUACAUGUCCUGACUGCGAGGCUACGGUAUUCCGCAAGGCUUUGAGAGAACACAUAGAUGCAUGUCCUGAGGCGAUCCAUAGCUGCGCAGCAUCUAAGUACGGGUGUCCCGUCAAAGUUAAACGAGCGGAGUUAGUAGUGCAUGAGCAGAAUUGCCCAUUGAUAACAAUGGGUCCUUACUUUGAAGCUCAGAAUGCUCGACUUGAUUCCAUGGAGUUGACUAUCCGUCAUCUCCAACAGCGCAAUGAGAUCUUCGAGGAUGGACUUGCGAGCAUUCGGUCUACUCUUGUCGAAUCGUCUCGUGUUAUGUCUGCACGGAACCUGGACAUGCCGGCUGAGUCUAAUAGUCAGACAAGACCGUCGAACUCAUCUGACCCGGCAAAUGAACAAUAUGACAAUUCCAACGCCUCGUCUAAUGCGACUACCUAUCUUCUUGCUCUCCAUGAGUCUCUUCGCGAAGAAGUUGGGCAGUUAUCACAUGCAAUCACGGAUCUAGAUGCUCGCGCUAGCAUGGCGAUCAUGAACGAAUGCCUUCGAUUAAAAGAGGAUAUGGCCCAUACGAAUGCUGCUGUGAGUAGCAUUCGAAUGCAGGUGCAAUGGCUCAUGAACCCUCGCAUCCACCAGGGCCAAGGCCAAAGGACAGGGGUUCGUACCAGCAGCAAUAACGGCAAUGAAACACGAACCGGGAAGCUAAGCUCCUCGGCGUCAGGACCAAGCAAUGCUGCUGCGCCAUCUCCGGGAUUUCUUCGGCCCCGAAGACUCAGCGACGGCGGACGCGAAGGGACCAAACUUUGA